GAACUUUUCCGGCUUUUCAUUGGUUGGCUCUGCUGUCAAUCUCUGCGCUUCCGGCUUUACGGUCGGGUUUGUGAUGGGAGUUCGACUUCUUCUAGCUUGAAGUGAACGGCACGAAAUAUGUCAGCGGUCCAUGACCUAAGAAGGAAAGGACGCCCCCCCAAAACAUACUUGCUAUUGACCGACCUGAAUGCCAGUAGCUUUUCGGAAGGUACCACCCUGCUGCCGCGGGGGUCCAUGUGCUCGGAGAAGCAAACGAGUAGGAACACAGCCGAGCUUGUAAACGUCAAGGUAGCAAUGCUGGAACAUGACAUCAGUCUACAAUUGGAAAGAAAACUUCUGCUUGAAGUCCCAAUGGACUGCGUUGGGCUGUUGGAACCUGUGGAACCAGAGACACGCCUUGAACUGCUAGACGAUCCUGAGAAGCUUCUCGACUUGGCCGGCCUGCCCGCUGGGACGCCCUUAUGGGUCCGGUUGGGCCAAGCGGACAAGCUCGCCGAAGCUGAACUCAAAUACGUCGGGCCGCUGACCCCGGGGACCAGUUCUCAGUUUUUCGGGGUGCAACUCAAGGGCUCUGCGGCGGGCAAAGGGAAGGGCACCGGCAACGGUCUGUUCACCUGCCCUGACGGCUCCGCCGUCUUUGUCCCGGUCAGCCACGUCGCGCUCAGACGCUGGUCCAGCAGCGACGAGCCCAACAGCCGAGAAAGGGAGCGCCCUCCCCGCCGCAGCGUCGCCCGCCGUCACACCAGCCAAAGUAACCCCGGGCGACACAUCCAUCCGCCGUUACCCGCCCUCCCCGCUCAAGCUCAGUCUUGGGACGGAUCGGCCGAGCCGGCGUCGAGCGGGACUCAGCACCCGCUUCGAGGCCCUGCGCCGCCCCUGCCGUUCGGCGUGGGCCAGCGGGUGAGCGUCUCCCUGGACGGCUCGCCCGUCAGCGGGGAGGUUCGCUUCUGUGGUCCGCUUCCCCGUCACGACUCAUCUUUGACAUACGUCGGCAUCUUGCUGGACACUCCUACGGGGAACUGGGACGGAUAUUAUAGCGGAGAGAAGAUCUGCCAAAUUCCUUCUGCGCUGUAUGGAAAACUGUUGCCUGCUUCGAAGGUCUCGCCAGGUCGAGGAACACUUUUGAAAUACUUUCAAAUGGGAUUUCCGAUUAGAUCAAUUAUGGAAAUUAUGAUAUUGCAAUUAUUCUUGUUGUUCACUGCAGAGCCCCAUCAUCACGCCAUCCCUCCCCCCCAAGUUCUCAAAUCCAACACGAAGCCAACACCGCCCGCCGCCAAGCCGGCCCCCACCUCGCCGCCCACCUCUGCCCCCAAAGUGGCCCUGUUGCCACCUCCCAAAAAACCGUUCAAACCAAUUCCCCCAAUACCACCGCCGAAGUUGCUCCACGAUCCCCUGCCUCCGCCCCCUCCGCCGCCUCCCAAACCCAGCGACCUGACGGUGGCGGCGGCGCUGGCGCAGCGCACCAACGGCGCACACCGCCCGCCGUCGCCGCCCGCGUCCCCGGACGUGGACCGGGCCGCGGCCGCGCUCAACGGAGAAGCCCUGGAGGUGGGGUCCAUGGUGGAAGUGAACGACCCGCCCUUUUACGGUGUGAUCCGCUGGAUUGGACACAUCGAUGGGAUUUUGGAGGAGGUGGCGGGCAUCGAGCUGGAGGAGGAAGUGCCGGCGGGCACCGACGGGUGCUACCUCGGCGAGCGCCACUUCCGCUGCCCGCCCAACAAGGGGCUCUUCGUCAAGCUGUGCAAUUGCCGACGAGAUUCCAGAUUCCCCGCUCCCGAGGCCCGCGUCAAUCAAGUGGAGCGCUGCAACUCCAUAGCUUUUGCCGAGUGGGGCAGUGAGCACGUGGAGGACGACACCCUUCCUGCGGAUGGCGACGAGGCCAAAGAACUGUACCAGGGCUGGAAGAAAGGCAUCCAGGGUCACCUCAACUCCUGCUACCUGGACGCCACGCUGUUCAGCCUCUUCUCCUGCUGCAGCUCGGCAGACUGGCUUCUGUUUUGCCCCGCGGUCGACGCGCAAGCCGGCCGAAGCUCGACGCGAGCUCAGGACCUGCUGCGCUGCGAGAUCGUCAACCCCCUGCGCAGGUACGGCUAUGUUUGCGCUAGCAAGACCAUGGCCUUGAGGCGAAUGCUGGAGGAAGCCAACGCCGACGCAGGCUUCACCAACCAGGAGAAAGAUCCGGAGGAGUUCCUCAACAAGCUCUUCCUGCUCCUCCGUGUCGAGCCACUCCUCAAGAUCAGAUCGGUGACUCAAAAGCCGCAGGAAUGUCACCUCUACCAGCUCUUCCCGCCUCACGUCCCUCGCUCGCCCUCCCCCUCAGAGUCCGUUUUGUUGCCCUCGCCGCUUUUCACCCCGAUGCGGGUGGCCAGCGUCCAGACCUUGCUGGAGUCCUCCUUCCUCCACGCCGGACUCAAGUUAGCGGAGGGUCCAUCCUGCUUCCUGUUGCUCAUGCCUCGCUUUGGGAAGGACUUCAAGAUGUUUGACGUCAUCUUGCCCACCCUCAGCCUGGACAUCACGGACCUGCUGGAUGACACUUUGCGGCAGUGCAGCGUCUGCGAGGCUUUGGCCCGGUGGGAGUGCGCCGAGUGUUACGAAGACCGAGACAUCACACCGGGACACCUCAAGCAGUACUGUCACACGUGCAACGCUCAGGUUCACAGUCACAAGAGGCGAACGUCGCACUGCCCGUUGAAGAUCGGCGUCCCCGAGGGGGUGUUUAGCGGCCCCCUCAACCCCGCCCGCCGGGAGAUGCUUCUGUUUGCGGUGACGUGCAUCGAGACCAGCCAUUACGUCAGCUUCGUCAAACACGGGCCUCUGCCCUCCGACUGGCUCUUCUUUGACAGCAUGGCAGACCGCGAAGGCGGCGAGAACGGCUUCAACGUCCCCCUGGUGAGGCCGUGUCCCGAGGUGGGCUGCUACCUCAGCUUGUCAGAGGAGGAGCUGAGCAGAGUCGACCCCGCGUCCCUUCCGGAGCGCGCUCGCCGGCUGCUGUGUGACUCUUACAUGUGCUUUUACCACAGCCCUGAGCUCAGCCUGUACAAGUGACGCUCGAUAUGUCUCGGAAUUAUGAUGUCAUACACCUCUCGAGCCUCUCCUCUCCUCUCUCGGCGACGACGACGUGGUUACCUGUUACGGUUGAAUUUGCACUGCCAUUUUAUGUGUGAUGACACGUUUAAAUGUUUGCACUAAGAUAGUCAUGAUGUCCAACCUUUGAUUCUCUGAACUGGCGGGAAAUGAAACGGGAUGAAUAGCAUAAUAAAAUCC
This is a messenger RNA of Syngnathoides biaculeatus (alligator pipefish), 3264 nucleotides long. RefSeq names its product ubiquitin carboxyl-terminal hydrolase CYLD (gene cyld3). Bases 118 to 3045 code for a protein of 975 amino acids. Gene Ontology annotation, cellular component: cytosol. Gene Ontology annotation, biological process: necroptotic process; protein K63-linked deubiquitination; regulation of mitotic cell cycle. The record is from RefSeq and is a predicted model, not a curated record. NCBI's taxonomy places the organism in Eukaryota, Metazoa, Chordata, Actinopteri, Syngnathiformes, Syngnathidae. Gene Ontology annotation, molecular function: K63-linked deubiquitinase activity; cysteine-type deubiquitinase activity. The transcript is spliced from 16 exons.